AUGGCGACGAGGAUGAAAAUAGAUGCGGCAGUAAUGCCUGCGUUUUCGAUUGGAUCCGAUCCGAGAAACGAUUGGAUGAAAUGGAAGCGAGCUUUCGAAAGAUUUAUUGCUGCUAAUGGAGUGACCGAAGACGAAGAAAAAUAUAACCUGCUUCUUGUUAUUGGGGGUAUUGAAUUACAAACUUAUUUUGAUAAGCUUGAUAGUGUUCAAGUUGGAGUUCCGAUUGGAACAGACGGUGCAAGCUUACGUAUUUUGAAGUACGAAUCAGCUGUAUUUGCUCUCGAUAGCCAUUUUGCCCCUCAGUUGAAUAAACGGUUUGAGAGGCACCAAUUCCGCGCGUUGAAGCUAGAGCAAAGUGAAGUGUUUGAAGACUUUUUGUUUCGACUAAAAGGGCAGGCUAGUCGAUGCAAGUUUAGUGAUCCGGAUGACAUGAUAGUUGAUCAAGUGAUCGAAGGAUGUGUCUCAGUAGAACUGAGAAAGAAAUUGUUGACGGAAGAAAAAACUUUAACGGAAGUAGUGCAGUUAGGCAAAACAAUCGAGGAAGUACAAAAACACGCAAUGGAAUACGGAAGUUCUUCAAUGGCAGUGCAAGGUUUGGUUGAUAAAAUUUCUAGAAAGCCAGGACUAGACAGAAAUAACCGGAAGUGCUACAACUGUAAUAGAUCCGGCCACAUCGCGAAAGAUAUUUCCAAGUGCCCGGCUAGCAAUGCCAGCUGUUUCAAUUGCGGGAAUAAGGGACAUUUCAAAUUCUGUUGCCGGAAAAGAAAAACGGAUUGCUCUUCUAAAUACAACGAACCAAAGAAGAGGGUGUACGCGGUGGUUGGAUGUAAAACUGAAGAAACAGAAAAUGGUGUAUUUUUUGUAAGUGAUGAGGGUCCUUCGGAGAUUCUGGAGUUUUUUAUUGGAGGCAUACCAGUUUCGUUAGUAGUCGAUUCCGGGUCCCCCGCGAAUAUUAUCCGAGAGGAUACAUAUCGAAAACUCCAGCAAAGCAGAGCUAGAAUCGUCAACGAACGGAAAGCAGAUAAAACACUCAAAUUAGAGGCUUUCGCUUCGAACGAUAAGAUUGUGUUUAGUACGGCAUUCGAAGCGGAGAUCAGGACACCAGAGGAUGAGAAUGCGGUCUGGGCUCAUUUUCUCGUUGCACCGAAGGGACAAACCAAUCUUUUGAGCAAGACAACUGCAUUUGCGCUAGGAGUUUUGCGCAUCGGAUACAAGGUCAACAUGAUCACCGAUGGAACUUCGGAUACAGGAAGCAAGGAGUUUCCUAAAAUUCCUGGGGUUACCCUGAGAAUUCAAGUCGAUGAAUCGGUCAGACCGGUGAUUCAGGCACCAAGAAGACUUCCGAUAGCUAUGGAAGCUGAGGUAGAAGAGGUUAUCCGUGAUCUCAUUGACAAAGCAAUAAUCGAGCGUGCUGAAGGCCCGCUUUCAUGGGUUUCACCACUAGUACCCGUGCGGAAAAGUAAUGGCAAGAUACGAUUAUGUGUACAUACUAUCAUACUAUCAUUUUGAACUAGAGCCGGAUAGUAGGAAGAUAACUACA
Armigeres subalbatus is the source of this 1540-nucleotide messenger RNA. RefSeq lists its product as uncharacterized. Bases 1 to 1509 code for a protein of 502 amino acids. Gene Ontology annotation, biological process: proteolysis. The transcript is spliced from 3 exons. The record is from RefSeq and is a predicted model, not a curated record. Gene Ontology annotation, molecular function: zinc ion binding; nucleic acid binding; aspartic-type endopeptidase activity. NCBI's taxonomy places the organism in Eukaryota, Metazoa, Arthropoda, Insecta, Diptera, Culicidae.